AAUAAAACGACACAGCAUAGCUUCCCUAACUUUCCCUCUCACAAAAAGCUCACGCCCAGUGUGACUUCCCCUCUCAAGUUAUCAUCAACCGCCAAAACCUUCAGCGCCGAUGGCUUCGUUGGACGAAGAAACCGCAAAGAAACUCCUUCAUCAGGUGGAGUUCUACUUCAGCGACAGCAAUUUACCUCGAGAUGAUUUUCUUAUGAAGAAGGUCUCACAAAGCAAAGAUAGCAUGGUUAGCUUGGCUCUUAUAUGCUCAUUCUCUAGAGUCAGAGCUUUUCUGGGACUGGGUAAAAUAAGACAAGAUGAUAUUCCCCAUAGGGUGCUGAAAUCAGUUGCUGAGAUUUUGCGGAAAUCGGAUUUUCUCAAAGUUUCUGAUGAUGGGAAAAAGGUUGGUAGGGUUAAGAAGCUCUCAAAGCCAGAAAAAAUUGUUCAGCAAAUGGAUGAAAGAACAAUUGCAGCCUCGCCUUUUCAGUAUGAUGUUACUAUGGAAAAUGUGGAAUCUUUCUUUGCUAAGUUUGGGAAGCUUAAUAGUGUGAGACUACCUCGUCAUGCGGCAGACAAGAGGGUUUUUUGUGGCACUGCUUUGGUCGAGUUCUCUACAGAUGGAGAUGUGAAAGAUAUCUUGAAGGCAAAGUUAGUUUAUGAUGGUGCCAUUUUAGAGUUAAAACCAAAAAAGGAGUUUGAUGCUGAGAGAGCAAGAAUGACAGAGCGAAUUGAAAAAGAGUGCUCAAAUCAUAAGAGUAAUGCGAGCAAAACAUCCAACUAUCCCAAAGGCUUAAUGAUUGCAUUUUCACUGAAGAGGAAAUCAACUGGAAAACCAGUAAAAAAUGGAGGCAAUGUUGAGCCAGUCGCUAACAGUGGAGGUGUUUGUAAAGAAGACAAGGAUUUGGACUGCAAUGAUCAUAUUGUUAGAGAGAUUGAAAAUGUCUCUGAAGAUAAUGCAGAAGGCGCCCAGAAGGAAACUUGCAAAAUAGCUGAAAAGAGUGAACAGAUCGUCUCUCAAAGAAUCGUAAAUAGUAGAAAUAGUAUUUUGAAAACUGCUAAAAAAAAUUGCAAAGAGAUCAUUUCUGAAGAGAGCAAGGCAGAAUAUAUGCAAGAAGCUAUCAGAGAUCAGUCUCCUGAAAGAGUUUGUCAAGGGAGCAGUGAGAAAGUAACCGGGGUGAAAAGAUGCACUGCAUUUUCCCAUGAGGAAAAGGACAUUCUCUUGUGUGAGGACCUAAAGGAUGUCUUCCAAAGGUUUGGUGCUGUUAAGUGUGUUGACUAUCAAGAGGGAGCAGUUUCUGGUUACAUUCAUUUUCAUGAACCAGAAGGAGCUAUAAAAGCCUGUGCUGCUGCAGAAUUUAUUGAAGGAGGUCUCAUUGUGAAGAAUUUUAUUGUUUCAUUUGAAGCAGUUAUUGCUAAGACAGAAGAAGAGCACUGGAAUAUGCAUAAUCUUAAUGAGGAAGACUGCCAGGAAAGUAGAGAUGAUAGAAAACGGAAACGUAAAUCCAAUAAAGGUAGAAGACAGUCUGAAGGCAGAAGCUCCCACUUCAAAGAAAAUGAUCAUGCAACCAGGCAGCCAAGAAAAGCUCAAAAGGUCACAACGUUUUAGGAAUUCAAUGUUUUUUUUUUUUUAAAAAAAGGAAAUCAUUGCCUUUGCCUAUGACUGCAAUUCUGCAAACAGCUGGUCAAUGACACAAUUAGUGAAACAAAUUAUAUAAGGCAUUUUGUCAAAACAGCUUCUGUAAGAUCAUACUUGAACUUUGAUGAGUAUUCAGAAUUCACUGCAGCAUAUGGGACCUUGUGUUAACUUGGCUGUUACUUUCUAUUGAAAAGGAGUCGGCUGUAUGCGUGAGUUCCUUCUUCUA
Molecule: messenger RNA, 1850 nt
Organism: Manihot esculenta (cassava)
Lineage: Eukaryota; Viridiplantae; Streptophyta; Magnoliopsida; Malpighiales; Euphorbiaceae
Product: la protein 1
Exons: 10
Coding region: 110-1594 (494 amino acids)
Biological process (GO): RNA processing
Cellular component (GO): nucleus
Molecular function (GO): mRNA binding
Source: RefSeq, a predicted model, not a curated record